Messenger RNA from Erinaceus europaeus (western European hedgehog), 1470 nucleotides. It is a transcript of the gene RDH14, whose product is annotated as retinol dehydrogenase 14. The transcript is spliced from 2 exons. The record is from RefSeq and is a predicted model, not a curated record. Bases 43 to 1032 code for a protein of 329 amino acids. NCBI's taxonomy places the organism in Eukaryota, Metazoa, Chordata, Mammalia, Eulipotyphla, Erinaceidae.
AAGUGGCGCGCAAGGGCCUCUGGGCCCUUGCCCCAGGUCGCCAUGGCAGUGGCGACAGUGGCAGUAUUGGUGGCCGCCGCGGGUGGGGCGCUGUGGCUUGCGGCCCGGCGGUUCGGGGGGCACGGCGUCCAGACGCGGCAGGGAGAGGGGGACUGCGGCCUCAUGCGCGGGAAGACGGUGCUCAUCACCGGGGCCAACAGCGGCCUGGGCCGUGCCACUGCCGCCGCGCUGCUGCGCUCGGGCGCGCGGGUGAUCAUGGGCUGCCGGGACCGCGCACGCGCAGAGGAGGCGGCGGCGCAGCUGCGCGGGGAGCUCGGCGGGGCCGGGGGCUCGGGGCCGGGCCAGCUGGUGGUCAGGGAGCUGGACCUCGCCUCGCUGAGCUCCGUGCGCGCCUUCUGCCGGCAGCUGCUGCAGGAAGAGCCCCAGUUGGACGUCCUGAUCAACAAUGCAGGGGUCUUCCAGUGCCCUUACAUGAAGACUGAAGAUGGGUUUGAGAUGCAGUUCGGAGUGAACCAUCUGGGGCACUUCCUACUGACCAAUCUCCUCCUUGGGCUCCUCAAAAGUUCAGCUCCCAGCAGAAUUGUGGUGGUCUCUUCCAAACUGUAUAAGUACGGAGACAUCAACUUUGAAGACUUGAACAGUGAACAAAGCUAUAAUAAGAGCUUUUGCUACAGUCGAAGCAAACUGGCUAACAUUCUUUUUACCAGAGAACUAGCCCGCCGCUUAGAAGGCUCCAACGUUACUGUCAACGUCUUACACCCUGGUAUCGUCAGGACUAACCUUGGGAGGCAUAUCCACAUCCCCCUGUUGAUGAAACCACUUUUCAAUUUGGUGUCAUGGGCUUUUUUCAAAAGUCCAACAGAAGGUGCCCAGACGUCUAUUUAUUUAGCCUCGUCACCAGAGGUCGAAGGUGUAUCAGGGAAGUACUUUGGAGACUGCAAAGAGGAAGACCUGUUGCCCAAAGCUAUGGAUGAGGCUGUUGCAAGAAAACUCUGGGAUAUCAGUGAAGUAAUGGUUGGCAUCUUAAAAUAAGAACAAGGAGAAAAAGAGCUAUUUAUAACACUGGAUGCCAGUUAGAUCAGUGUUCAGGAAUGGUGCAACAGCCUCAGGUUGCUGCUUGGAAAAGAAAAACCACUUUGAUUUUGCAAUAGCAGUAUGAAGAGGUGAGGUCAACACAGAUGUUUUGGAGUUACAGAAAAGCAAUUCUAGGAAGAUUUUAAAUGAGAUUCAAUAUGACAGUGCAAUUGUAAUAUACUAAAAUUAUAAUGAUAUAGGCAUGGGUUAUAAAUAUCAAAUGUUCAGUGGCUUAAAAUAGAUAACUUGAUAAGUUUAUGCAAGUAUUUGUGUUUCGUGUUCAAAGUGUGCAUCAUUUUUAUUACUUUGCUGGUUUUUCUGUGGAGGAGAAUAUAGACCUAGUACAUGUAUGCACAAUUCUUAACUUGAAAUAAAUUCCCUGAUGCAAGUUUUGAA